This is a messenger RNA of Harpia harpyja (harpy eagle), 7411 nucleotides long. RefSeq names its product Rap guanine nucleotide exchange factor 2 (gene RAPGEF2). The coding region runs from base 341 to 5305 and encodes 1654 amino acids. The record is from RefSeq and is a predicted model, not a curated record. Gene Ontology annotation, molecular function: guanyl-nucleotide exchange factor activity; protein binding. The transcript is spliced from 30 exons. Gene Ontology annotation, biological process: positive regulation of ERK1 and ERK2 cascade; small GTPase-mediated signal transduction. Lineage: Eukaryota; Metazoa; Chordata; Aves; Accipitriformes; Accipitridae.
CGGCGACGGCGACGACGGUGGUGGUGCCCGGGGGGAUGCGGCGGAGCGGGCCGGCGGGAGGCGUAGAGCCGGUUAGAGAGGGAGAGCCGAGCCCUCGUCGCCGCCGCUGCUACCGGCGGGGCUCGGCCGCGGCCGCCGCCGUCUCCGGUUCCGGGCGGCGGCGCUGCUGAGCCCGCGGGUGCCUCCGCGCCGCGCCGCCCUCCCUCCCAUCUCCUCGCCCAAGCGCUCCGGCCGCGCAACCCGCAGCGCCAGGCCGCGGCCGGCCCUUCCCUAUCCCCUCCCCGGGCGGCGGCGGCGCCGGCGGAGCCCGGGCAGGCGGCGGCGAGGCAGGAGGGGCGCGAUGGCGUCCUACGUGGAUAACAGCUUCCGCCAGGCGGUGAUGAAGAACCCGGCGGAGAGGAGCCCCCAGGAUUUGGAGAUUGUGUAUUCCUAUUUACAUGGAAUGGAAGCCUUGUGUAAUCUGAGAGAGCAUCAGCUAAGACUGAUGUGUGAAACUGUUAGAUAUGAAAGGCAUGAAGCAAAUGAAGUUCUGUACUACCCUGAUGAUAUUGGUACCUGUUGGUAUAUCCUGCUGUCUGGUUCAGUCUUCAUUAAAGAAUCUAUGUUUCUUCCAAGGAGCAGUUUUGGCAAGCGUUCUGCAGGAAGCUUCAGGCGUGGCUGUGAAUGCAUUGUUUUAGAGCCAUCUGAAAUGAUUGUGGUUGAUUACAUGGAUGAAAAUGAGGAGUAUUUUCAGCGUCAAGCUUCUCAUAGGCAAUCUCGAAGAAGAUUUAGGAAAAUCAACCAAAAAGGGGAGCGACAAACAAUUAUUGAUACUGUUGACCCUUAUCCUGUGGGGAAGCCGCCUCUACCUAGAGGUUACCAUACGGAAUGCACUAAACCUCAGCUUCCUGCAGAUUUCACAAAGCUGCACCUUACUGACAGUCUCCACCCACAGGUGACCCACGUUUCAUCUAGUCACUCAGGAUGUAGCAUCACUAGUGAUUCAGGAAGCAGCAGCCUUUCUGAUAUCUACCAGGCUACAGAAAGUGAGGCUGGUGAUAUGGAUCUUAGUGGGUUGCCAGAGACAGCAGUGGAUUCUGAGGAUGAUGAUGAUGAAGAAGACAUUGAAAGGGCAUCGGAUCCUUUGAUGAGUAGGGAUAUUGUUAGAGACUGCUUGGAGAAAGACCCAAUAGACAGAACAGAUGAUGACAUUGAACAACUACUGGAAUUCAUGCAUCAAUUGCCUGCUUUUGCCAACAUGACAAUGUCAGUGAGGAGGGAGCUCUGUGCUGUAAUGGUGUUUGCAGUUGUGGAGAGAGCAGGGACUAUUGUACUGAACGAUGGGGAAGAGCUGGAUUCCUGGUCGGUCAUUUUGAAUGGCUCUGUGGAGGUGACGUACCCUGAUGGAAGAACAGAGAUACUCUGCAUGGGGAACAGUUUUGGUGUUUCCCCUACCAUGGAAAAGGAAUAUAUGAAAGGAGUGAUGAGAACCAAAGUGGAUGACUGCCAGUUUGUUUGUAUAGCCCAGCAAGAUUAUUGCCGCAUCCUCAAUCAAGUAGAAAAGAACAUGCAGAAGGUAGAAGAGGAAGGGGAGAUUGUGAUGGUGAAGGAGCACAGGGAGCUUGAUCGCACUGGAACAAGAAAAGGUCACAUUGUCAUCAAGGGAACAGCUGAAAGAUUAACAAUGCAUUUGGUGGAAGAGCACUCUGUGGUAGACCCAACAUUUAUAGAGGACUUCCUGUUGACGUAUCGGACCUUUCUUUCCAGCCCGAUGGAAGUGGGCAAGAAGUUGUUGGAGUGGUUCAACGACCCCAGCCUCAGGGAUAAGGUUACACGGGUAGUAUUGUUGUGGGUGAACAAUCACUUCAAUGAUUUUGAAGGAGAUCCUGCUAUGACUCGAUUUUUGGAAGAAUUUGAGAACAAUUUGGAGAGGGAGAAAAUGGGUGGACAUUUGAGGCUGUUAAAUAUUGCUUGUGCUGCUAAAGCUAAACGAAGAUUGAUAACCUUAACAAAGCCAUCUCGAGAAGCCCCUUUGCCUUUUAUCUUGCUGGGAGGAUCAGAAAAGGGAUUUGGAAUCUUUGUUGACAGUGUAGAUUUUGGUAGCAAAGCCACAGAAGCAGGCUUGAAACGUGGAGACCAGAUACUGGAAGUGAAUGGUCAAAACUUUGAAAACAUUCAGCUGUCAAAAGCCAUGGAAAUCCUUAGAAAUAACACUCAUCUGUCUAUCACUGUGAAAACAAAUUUAUUUGUUUUUAAAGAACUCUUAACACGGUUGUCAGAGGAAAAAAGAAAUGGUGCUCCCCACCUGCCUAAAAUUGGUGAUAUUAAAAAGGCGAGUCGUUAUUCCAUCCCAGACCUUGCUGUUGAUGUGGAGCAGGUAAUAGGAUUAGAAAAAGUAAAUAAGAAAAGUAAAGCCAACACAGUUGGGGGAAGAAAUAAAUUAAAGAAGAUACUUGACAAGACUCGAAUCAGUAUUCUGCCUCAGAAACCGUACAAUGACAUUGGAAUUGGCCAGUCUCAGGAUGACAGCAUUGUGGGACUGAGGCAAACGAAGCACAUUCCUCCUGCUUUACCUGUCAGCGGAACCCUGUCAUCCAGUAAUCCCGAUCUACUACAGUCUCAUCACCGCAUCUUAGACUUCAAUACUACUCCGGACUUACCAGAUCAAGUUCUGAGGGUUUUCAAGGCAGAUCAGCAAAGUCGCUACAUCAUGAUCAGUAAGGACACAACAGCAAAAGAAGUGGUCAUCCAGGCUAUCAGGGAGUUUGCUCUCACUGCAACCCCUGAUGCAUAUUCACUAUGCGAAGUGUCUGUCACACCUGAGGGUGUGAUCAAGCAAAGGAGGCUUCCUGAUCAGUUAUCCAAGCUUGCUGACAGGAUACAGCUGAGUGGCAGGUAUUACCUGAAGAACAACAUGGAAACAGAAACUCUUUGUUCAGAUGAAGAUGCUCAAGAGUUACUAAGGGAAAGUCAAAUUUCCCUAUUACAGCUCAGUACUGUUGAGGUGGCUACCCAACUCUCCAUGAGAAACUUUGAGCUAUUCCGUAAUAUUGAACCUACGGAAUACAUAGAUGACUUGUUUAAACUCAAAUCAAAAACAGGUUGCACUAAUCUAAAAAAAUUUGAAGAGGUGAUAAAUCAAGAAACAUUCUGGGUGGCUUCUGAGAUUCUAAGAGAAACCAACCAGCUGAAAAGAAUGAAGAUCAUAAAGCAUUUCAUUAAGAUAGCACUACACUGCAGAGAAUGCAAGAACUUCAACUCAAUGUUUGCCAUCAUUAGUGGCCUGAAUUUGGCACCAGUUGCAAGGCUCCGAACUACUUGGGAAAAGCUUCCAAGCAAGUAUGAAAAACUGUUUCAAGAUCUACAGGACUUGUUUGAUCCAUCUAGGAAUAUGGCAAAAUAUCGUAAUGUCCUUAACAGCCAAAACCUACAGCCCCCCAUUAUACCCCUGUUUCCUGUUAUCAAAAAAGACCUUACAUUCCUUCAUGAAGGAAAUGAUUCAAAAGUGGAGGGCUUGGUCAAUUUUGAGAAGCUGAGAAUGAUUGCGAAGGAGAUACGCCAUGUUGGUCGCAUGGCAUCUGUGAACAUGGAUCCUGCUUUAAUGUUUAGAACGAGGAAGAAGAAAUGGAGGAGUUUGGGGUCUCUCAGCCAGGGCAGUACGAAUGCAGCUGUGCUGGAUGUCGCGCAAACGGGGGGUCAUAAAAAGCGGGUCCGUCGCAGCUCCUUCCUUAAUGCUAAAAAACUGUAUGAAGAUGCUCAGAUGGCACGGAAAGUGAAGCAGUAUCUCUCAAACUUGGAUCUGGAAAUGGAUGAAGAGAGCCUCCAGACACUGUCUCUGCAGUGUGAGCCAGCCACCAACACACUGCCGAAGAAUACAGGAGACAAGCGAUCUGGAAAAUCUGAAACGUCACCGGUGGCUCCACGGGCAGGCAUCCAGCAGAAAGUGCAGCAGCAGCAGCAGCAACAACAUAAAGUAAACCAAGCAUUGCAGGUCCCUGCCGUAUCUCUUUAUCCCUCUCGCAAGAAAGUGCCGGUCAAAGACCUCCCACCAUUUGGCAUUAACUCCCCACAAGCUUUAAAGAAAAUUCUUUCCUUAUCUGAAGAAGGAAGUUUGGAUCGUCACAAGAAACAAUCUGAAGACACAGUUUCAAGUGCAUCUUCGCAGCUGUCUUCUCCUCCCACUUCACCACAGAGCUCUCCAAGGAAAGGCUAUACUUUGGCUCCUAGCGGCACAGUGGAUAACUUUUCAGAUUCUGGUCACAGCGAAAUUUCUUCCAGAUCUAGUAUUGUCAGCAAUUCCUCUUUUGACUCUAUGCCAGUCUCCCUGCAUGAUGAGAGGAGACAGAGGCAUUCUGUCAGCAUCGUGGAGACAAAUCUUGGUGUGGGAAGGAUUGAUAGAAGAAUCAUGAUUGAACCAGAUCAAUACAGCUUAGGCUCAUAUGCACCACUGUCAGAGACCAGAGGCCUGUAUGCUGGAGCAACUGUGCUUUCUUCUCCUAGUACAGAAGAGCUGUCACAGGAUCAGGGGGACAGAGCUUCGCUCGAUGCAGCUGACAGUGGCCGUGGUAGCUGGACUUCCUGUUCGAGCGGUUCUCAUGACAACAUACAAACAAUACAGCACCAGAGAAGCUGGGAGACUCUGCCUUUUGGACAUGCUCAUUUCGAUAGUUCAGGCGAUGGGGCAGGACUGUGGGCCUCGGGCAGUCAUAUGGACCAGCUGAUGUUCCCUGAUCAUGGCACAAAGUAUGGCAGGCAAAGUCAAGGUAGGGAGGGCCUUGAUCAAGCACAGUCCAGAGCAAGCUGGGCAUCCUCAACAGGAUACUGGGGAGAGGACUCGGAAGGUGAUACAGGUACCAUAAAGCGGAGGGGUGGGAAGGAUGUUUCAAUUGAAGCUGAAACCAGUAGCAUAACAUCUGUACCAGCAGAGGAGUCAAAGCCAGCUCCCAUGCCCACUCAUAUAGCAGUAUCCUCAAGUAGUACAAAGGGGCUUAUUGCACGAAAAGAGGGUCGAUACCGGGAACCACCUCCAACUCCUCCUGGUUAUGUAGGAAUACCUAUUGCUGAGUUUGCAGAAGGUGGUUCCCAUCCAACCAGAAAGCCUCCAGAUUACAACAUAGCACUUCAGAGGUCUAGAAUGGUGGCACGGACAUGUGAGACUCAUGGGACAUCAACUCAACAGCAGCAGUCACAUGGCCAUUCAACUAGCAGGCCUGUGAACAAACCCCAGUGGCAUAAACCAAAUGAGUCAGAUCCACGCCUUGCUCACUAUCCGUCUCAAGGGUUUUCCACAGAGGAAGAUGAAGAUGAACAAGUCUCUGCUGUCUAAGACUUGGGCUUUUCUGGAUCCAGAGUGAGCCACCUUAAAGGAGAGCACAAGAAGACGUCCCUAGAAUAGGAGCCUUGGAGCUAUAGUUAAAGGAUGGUGGACCUAUUUGCCUCCUUCCCUGCCUUAAAGCAGCAUGGGGCUUCUUCCUCUGCCCCUCCCCCUUCUGUCCCCUCUCCCCUUGCAUGUGAAAUACUGUGAAGAAAUCGCCCUGGCACUUUUCAAACUGUGUUGCUUGAAAUGCACAGUGCAGCAAUCUCCAAGCUACCACUGUCGCUGUCUGCCACAUCACACAGUAUCAUUCCAAAUUCCAAGAUCAUCACAUCAGGAUGAUUAACUCUGGCUGCACUUCCCAAUGCCUGGAAGGGUUUUUUGUUUUUUAAAUCUUCCUUUUAGAUUUUAAUCACAAUCCUAGCACUUAGUCUCAUUGGGAUAAUGAGAUAAGCUAGUUGUCAAAUUACAUUUGGCCUUUAACAUACAAAGAGAAAAAUGCAUUGAAAUCCUUCAAGGAGGCAGUGCUUUUUUGCUUGUUUACAAUGCCUUUGUUACGAUUUUGUAUGUUUGUGUUUCAGAGAUCAAAUACUGCAUCUGCGUAGUAAUUACAGUAUUAUUUCAUACUUGUAAGUAGGGUUGCCAGCCUGAGCUCCUGGAAAGAAUAUUGCUAUCACGUGGCUGAGCAGGGCAGAAGGGAAGACAGAGGUUACGGGAUGCAGCCUUUGCUUGACCGUCUCGCUUCACUCUUAAUGUGCCCCACCCUGGAACCUUCAAAAGUUUGUAAAUGUUAGCAUUAAUAGCAUCCUCAGCCAGGUCUAGCGUAAAUGCAGAAACACAUGCUUGCAACUGGCCGGUGAUGGAAGAGGACACUGUGUGUUUCAUACCUGUGCCUUGUGGAAUACAGGAUGGCAUACUAAAAAAGAAAGUGUCCCAUUCUAAUGAGACAGAUGGCAACCCCACCUUUAAGUUAUAUAUUAUUUUUAUUAUUUUUUUUUUUACUAUAUAGUAGUUAUAUUAAAAGAAAAAUUAACUGGAUAACAUUGCAGUGAAGGCAAGUUGGGAUGUCACAGCUCGUGUCAGCUGUUAACACUGAUCUAAUAACCUCCAUCUAUUGACUUUGGCAUUAGGGGAUAAACGAGCCUUUAAGUAAUGAAAAAUAACACGUUUAGAUUUGCCAGCCUUUGCAAUGCAGAAAUAGUCACAACUGUUAAUGGCUUCAUGGAACACUGCAUGUGUAGAGAAGGCCAAUGUGUAGCAACCACCUGCUCACAGCUGCUAUUAACCCUAUAAUGACUGAAAUGACCCUCCCCUCUAUUUUUGUGUUGUUUUUGCACAGACUCCGGAGAAGUGAAGGCUGCCAAUCCGAGUAGUACUCAAAUGUGAGGAACUGCUGGUCUUGGAUUUUUUUUUUUUUUUCCAUUGAACUCAGCUGAUCAUAUUGAUCAGUAGAUAAACGUAAAUAGCUUCAACUUUUAAAGAUCAAAUUGCAGUGUUUUUUCACUGUAUCAAACAAAUGUCAGUGCUUUAUUUAAUUCUCUCUCCUGUAAUCAUAGCUUUUGUCUAUUUGCUUAUAUAUCACAUUGUCAAUUAUGCAUUUGUAAUUUUACAUGUAAUAUGCUUUAUUUGCCAGUUUUAUUCUCAAGGCUAUGGACCUCAUGUGCAUAUAGAAAUACAAAAUCCUAGCUCUAUCACAAGUUGCACAAAUGUUAUAUAAGCAUUAAGUAAUUGUAGACCAUAGGACUGCUAAUCUCAGUUCGCUCUGUGAUGUCAAGUGCAGAAUGUACAAUUAACUGGUGAUUUCCUCAUACUUUUGAUACUACUUGUACCUGUAUGUCUUUUAGAAAGACAUUGGUGGAGUCUGUAUCCCUUUUGUAUUUUUAAUACAAUAAUUGUACAUAUUGGUUAUAUUUUUGUUGAAAAUGGUAGAAAUGUACUAUGUUUAUGCUUCUACAUCCAGUUUGUAUGAAGCUGGAAAAUAAAUAAAUAUAACAUUAAUGAAGUCCAUAUUGAUUCUUAUGCAUUUUACAUGUUCCACAUACUUGAACAAAUUUAUGAAAAAAUUUUACUUCUCUGUGUAUUAAUAUUAAAGGGACAUUGCCAAGUGAUGUGGGCAAA